AUGUCUGCGCAGCUCACUCCCUCCAAGCAGGCUGCUACUUCGCUUGAGAACCUCAAGAUGAGCGAUUCCCCGGUCAAGAAGCUGAACUUUGAAGCUUCAGGAAAGGAGAACGCCGCCAUUCCUUACCCCGUCGCCGACGCGCCUACCACCAAGCCCGCCGCUGAGAAGCCCGUUGAACUCUCCAAGGCUGCUAUCAAUGCUCGAGAGAUCGAGGCCAACGAGCCUCUGCUUCAAGAGAACCCCCACCGUUUCGUCCUGUUUCCCAUCAAGUACCAUGAGAUCUGGCAAAUGUACAAGAAGGCCGAAGCCUCUUUCUGGACCGCCGAAGAAAUCGAUCUCUCCAAGGACCUUCACGACUGGAACAACCGUCUGAACGACGACGAGCGCUACUUCAUUUCCCGCGUGUUGGCCUUCUUCGCUGCAUCUGAUGGCAUCGUCAACGAGAACUUGCUUGAGCGUUUCAGCGGAGAAGUCCAGAUCCCUGAGGCUCGUUGCUUCUACGGUUUCCAGAUCAUGAUCGAAAACAUUCACGCCGAGACUUACUCUCUGCUCAUUGACACAUACAUCAAGGAGCCCAAGCAGCGCACCUACCUCUUUGAUGCUAUCGAUACCAUCCCAUGCAUUAACAAGAAGGCUCAAUGGGCCAUCAAGUGGAUUCAGGACCAGGAGUCCACCUUUGCUCAGCGCCUUGUUGCCUUUGCUGCCGUCGAGGGUAUCUUCUUCUCUGGCUCGUUUGCCUCCAUCUUCUGGCUGAAGAAGCGUGGUCUGAUGCCCGGUCUUACCUUCUCCAACGAGCUCAUCUCCCGUGACGAGGGUCUCCACACUGAUUUCGCCUGCCUGCUAUUCUCUCACCUCAACUGGCGCCCGUCCAAUAAGGUUGUCGAGGACAUCAUCGUUGAGGCCGUCUCUAUUGAAAAGGAGUUCCUCACGGAUGCUCUCCCUUGCGCCCUCCUCGGCAUGAACUCUAAGCUCAUGUGCCAGUACAUCGAGUUCGUCGCUGACCGCCUGCUGGUUGCUCUCGGCAACAAGAAGUACUUCAACGCCACCAACCCCUUUGACUUCAUGGAGUCCAUUUCUCUCGCCGGUAAGACCAACUUCUUCGAGAAGCGUGUUGGUGACUACCAGAAGGCUGGUGUCAUGGCCAGCACCAAGAAGGAUACCAAGCAAGACGAGAACAAGUCCAGCAACAGCAACGGCCUGUCCUUCGACGAGGACUUUUAG
Molecule: messenger RNA, 1221 nt
Organism: Aspergillus calidoustus
Lineage: Eukaryota; Fungi; Ascomycota; Eurotiomycetes; Eurotiales; Aspergillaceae
Source: the annotation of a GenBank genome assembly